AUGCCACCAAAAAAGAAAGGUAACAAAAAGAACCAGGACUGGGAGGAUGACGAUCAGUCUGAACAGUCGUCGAUCGUGUCCGGACAAUCCGGGAAAGCUGCAAAAAAGAAGGGGGGCAAAGUUGACAACGUGGAUUCCGACGAAGAGGGUGGAGCUCCGGCUAGUCGGAGUGGAAAGAAGGCACCCCCAGCACCAGCUCCGAGUGGUGGUAAAAAGGGCAAGAAAGGCAAGCGGGGGAAGGACGAUGAUGAUUGGAGUGAUGAUGAGCCGAAGAAGGGUGGUGCUGCUGCCGCGCAGGAGGAACAGGUAAAGGAACCGGCCAAACAAGGUGGCAAGAAGGAAGCGAAAAAACCGGCCGCAAAGGGAAAGGGGAAAGGCAAAAAGGAUGACGAUUGGUCGGAUAAGGAGGAGAAGGAGAUCGAUCUGCUUGCCGGUGGAUCGGAUGAUGAUGAGGACGAUGACGACGAGGAAGUGGUGAUGGUGACUAAGAAGUCGGCCAAGAAGAAGCAACCGAAAAAAGCGGGGAAGAAGGCGGUGGUGGUACAGGAAUCGGAGGAGGAAGAGGAAGAGGAGGAGGAGGAGGAGGAAAGUGAAGAGGAAGAAGCUGCACCGGAACCAGAACCGGUGGUUAAGAAGGAACCACCCAAGAAGGAGGUGGAGAAACCGAGGGAGGAACCGGUAGAGGUUAAGCAACCGGAACCAGUUCCCCAACCAGAACCGGAAAAGAAAAAGGAAGAAAAGACGGCUAAACAGGAAAAGGUGAAAGUGCCCGAACCGGAAGAAAGGCAACCGGAUCCGGACGUGGAUGAAAUCGCCGAUCAGGUAGCGGAUGAACUUAAGCUCGAGGAUGGUGAGGAUGAGGACGACGGAACUGGAGAAAAGGAAAAGAAGCUAACGCACAAGGAAAAGAAAAAGUUGAAGAAGCAACAAGAAUUUGAGAAGCAGCAAGAGGCCAUGCUCCGGAAAGGUGGCCAAGGACAUUCGGAUCUGGACAGUAACUUUACCAUGUCACAGGCACUUAAAACCGGCAACCAGAGCAAACACAUGGAGCAUGCGGUGGACAUCAAGAUUGAAAAUUUUACCAUUUCCGCCAAGGGUAAUGAUCUGUUUGUGAAUGCUAAUUUACUCAUCGCCAACGGACGCCAUUAUGGUUUGGUUGGACCGAACGGACACGGCAAGACUACGCUGCUGCGUCACAUUGCUAACCGUGCCUUUGCCAUCCCGCCCAACAUUGAUGUGUUGCUGUGCGAGCAGGAAGUCGUGGCGGAUGAAACGUCCGCCGUCGAGACGGUACUGAAGGCAGAUGUAAAGCGAACUGCUCUCCUGAAGGAAUGCAAAGAGCUAGAAGAGGCGGUGGAAUCGGGAAAGAUCGAACUGCAGGACAAAUUGCAGGAGGUUUACAACGAACUGAAAGCGAUCGGUGCAGAUUCGGCGGAACCACGUGCUAGACGUAUUUUGGCCGGUUUAGGAUUUUCGCGCGAAAUGCAGAAUCGACCAACGAACGCGUUUUCCGGUGGUUGGCGUAUGCGUGUAUCGCUCGCUAGGGCACUCUUUAUCGAACCAACGCUAUUACUGCUCGAUGAACCGACGAACCAUCUCGAUUUGAACGCCGUCAUCUGGUUAGACAACUAUCUGCAAGGUUGGAAGAAGACGCUACUCAUCGUUUCUCACGACCAGUCUUUCCUCGACAAUGUCUGUAACGAAAUUAUCCAUCUGGACAACAAGAAGCUUUACUACUACAAGGGCAACUAUACGAUGUUUAAGAAAAUGUAUGUCCAAAAGCGAAAGGAAAUGGUUAAGGAGUACGAGAAGCAGGAACGCCGGUUGAAGGACAUGAAGGCGCACGGUCAGUCGAAGAAGGCAGCUGAGAAGAAGCAGAAAGAAAAUCUGACCCGCAAGCAGGAAAAGGGACGCACGAAGAAUCAAAAGCCGGGUGAGGAUGAUGAGGGACCGGUGGAGUUGCUGUCCAAGCCGAAGGAGUACAUUGUGAAGUUUAGCUUCCCGGAUCCGCCACCGUUGCAGCCACCGAUUCUUGGAUUGCACAAUUGCCAUUUCAACUUCCCGAACCAAAAGCCACUGUUUGUCGGUGCCGAUUUCGGUAUCGAUCUGAGCAGCCGUGUCGCAAUCGUUGGUCCGAACGGUGUCGGUAAAUCCACCUUCCUGAAGCUUCUCGUCGGUGAGCUGGAACCGGUCAAGGGUGAGGCGAAACGCAAUCACCGGCUACGCAUUGGCCGCUUUGAUCAGCAUUCGGGCGAACAUCUGACGGCGGAAGAAACGCCUUCCGAGUAUUUGCAACGUUUGUUCAAUCUCCCUUACGAGAAGGCUCGUAAACAGCUCGGAACUUUUGGACUUGCAAGUCAUGCGCAUACGAUCAAGAUGAAGGAUCUGUCCGGUGGUCAGAAAGCACGUGUAGCGUUGGCGGAACUGUGCCUGAAUGCGCCGGACGUGCUGAUUCUCGACGAACCCACCAACAAUCUGGACAUCGAAUCGAUUGAUGCGCUGGCGGAUGCGAUCAACGAUUAUAAGGGUGGUGUGAUCAUUGUGUCUCACGACGAGCGGCUUAUCCGUGAGACCGAGUGUACGCUGUUCGUGAUCGAGGAGCAGACGAUUAACGAGGUGGACGGGGACUUUGACGACUACCGGAAGGAGGUGUUGGACAGCUUGGGCGAAGUUAUUAACAAUCCAAGUAUAUCGGCUAAUGCGGCCGUACAACAGUGAGAA
Anopheles maculipalpis is the source of this 2721-nucleotide messenger RNA. RefSeq names its product ATP-binding cassette sub-family F member 1. The transcript is spliced from 2 exons. Lineage: Eukaryota; Metazoa; Arthropoda; Insecta; Diptera; Culicidae. The coding region runs from base 1 to 2718 and encodes 905 amino acids. The record is from RefSeq and is a predicted model, not a curated record. Gene Ontology annotation, molecular function: ATP binding; ATP hydrolysis activity.